Messenger RNA from Salvia hispanica, 624 nucleotides. RefSeq names its product putative disease resistance protein At1g58390. The record is from RefSeq and is a predicted model, not a curated record. Gene Ontology annotation, molecular function: ADP binding. Lineage: Eukaryota; Viridiplantae; Streptophyta; Magnoliopsida; Lamiales; Lamiaceae.
AUGAAAGCAGAUAGAGAGAGACGUGAUUCUCCAACUCUAAAGCUUUACAUAUCUCAACUCCAAGAUUUGGCUUUCAAAGCUGAGAAUCUGCUUGAGACGUACGACGUCGAGGUUCAAUCCAAAAGGGGGCAGAAGAGCCUCAAGGAAAAAUUUCAAAGAUACAUUUGCAUAAUUGGUGAGUGUUGCAGUAUCCACGAAGUUGGAAACGAGGCUCGCAACAUAUUAUCUACCCUGGCCGACCUCACUAACAAGUUAGAGUCCGAGUUGGGACAAGGAAGCUCAUCUCUUUCCCAGAAGGAAGAUGAGCGGCAGCAUCAGUUGAGACAGGAGUAUGCUGAUGAGGAUGAGCAUGAUUUUGUGGGGAUGGAGAAAGACAUCGAGAUUUUGGUGUCAAAGGUAAAGGAUGAUUCCACAAGGAGAGUAGUGAAGAUAUAUGGGAUGGGUGGUCUCGGAAAAACUACUCUCACCAGAAAGGUUUAUAACCACACAGACCUCCAAUCUUAUGCUCGGGCAUGGGUUUGCAUCACCCAACAGUUUCAACCUAAGGCCGUUUUCGUCAAUAUUUUGAAACAACUUGAUAGUAGUGUCAAACAAAAUGAGAUUGAAGGCUUGGAAGAUCGCUGA